AUGGCCGCGUGGACCAUGCGGGCAUUUCCGAGUAGAGUAAUUGGUUCCAUCCAAUUUGGACCUGGAGAGAUCGAAAGGGCCCCCGAACCUUGGACGCUCAACGGCGACCUCCUCGGCACCCUCUAUUUUGCGCGUAUCGCCGCUGUCUUCCUGCGUCAGGAUGCUUCCCGGGAAGCCGACAGGUCUUUGGUGCUGGUCAGCUCCAUUGCGGGCUUUACUGGAUCCCCGGGCCUGCCCUUGUACUCUGCCUCGAAGCACGGUGUUCUGGGACUGAUGUGCGCCCUGCGCACCUCCCUGCCCGACACGCACAAGAUCAGCGUCAGUGCCGUGUGUCCCUGGACGUCGGCCAAAGGCAUGGAGGACGAGAUUGCCGGGCUGGCCGCCUGGGGGAGGAGGGCAACGCGGAAGACCAUCUACGUGGAGGGAGGGAGGCCGGGGCUGGGAUGUCGAGGCGGGGUUAGAUCAGACCCGGGAGCUGCAGAAUGCCAACUGGAUGGAGGGUCAGCAGCUGCUGCGGUCUCUUCCAGGGUCGGCGGAAUUGGUCUGUUCAAACCGAUGGAUGAGGAUGGAUCAUAA
Messenger RNA from Penicilliopsis zonata CBS 506.65, 576 nucleotides. RefSeq lists its product as hypothetical. The record is from RefSeq and is a predicted model, not a curated record. NCBI's taxonomy places the organism in Eukaryota, Fungi, Ascomycota, Eurotiomycetes, Eurotiales, Aspergillaceae. The coding region runs from base 1 to 576 and encodes 191 amino acids. Gene Ontology annotation, molecular function: oxidoreductase activity, acting on the CH-OH group of donors, NAD or NADP as acceptor. The transcript has 2 exons. Gene Ontology annotation, cellular component: cytoplasm.